CUCCAAGUUUUUCAUUCAUCAUCGAACUUGCCCAAAGGUGAGUCGGUCGGUUUGAGUUGUACGCAUGUCCCGCCGCGACCCAAUGAGUUUGUUAUUCGUCUUCGUGUGUACGUGUGUGCAAUUUUGUUUGUUUAUAUCACACAGCAACCAAAGGCGUUCAGCGUUCGUUCAAGGUGUUGCAAGCUCACUCAACAACACGGACGGUGAGGAUACAACCAAAAACUAUCAUCACACGCCUUGUCGUUCAAUAAAAAAAAUCUCUUGCCGGAGUAGUGCUCGGACCCCAACCGGUGAACUGAUAAGACACAACACGAUCGUCUGUUGUACGAUUUUUUUGCGGGCUGGAAAUCGGGUUUCCAACAAAAGCAACCAAAACAAGCUUGUGUCUUCCCCAAAAGAGAGUAGCCAAACAGUAGUAGGAAGUUGUCCAAACAACAAAACGUCCGUCAAACUCUGUUGUCGCAGUCUGAAACGCGCCGAUGAUUGAUGCCCUGCGAUGCGUUACUGCAGAAUAGUGAAUGCGUAAGGUUGUGUUCUCGUUUGCCAGUGCAUACAGCUGCCAGCCGCCGUUAGCGUAGCCGCCUGCUGUUAAUGCUGCUGCUGCCACUGCCGAGCAGAGCCUGGCGACUGCUGGCUGUGGAUUGAGCAAAAUAUCAUCACUUCUCGCACAAACAUCAUCAUUUGUUCGGAUUAGAUAUCACACAGACUUAACCGCGGGCAGUUUAUGCGAGAAUUCUCGGUACCUAUGUGUCGCCACGUCAUAGCCACCACUUCACGUUGUUAACGUUCGUCGUCGUUCAUGCCAAGAAGAAAAAAAAUCAAAAGAGAAACAAUAAACAAAUACAAAAUUUACCGUCGCCGUGAUGUUUUUACGUUCAAGUGUUUUGUGAAUGAAUAUCAUCGGCGGCCUACAAAAUCGGAAGCUCAAAAGAAUGCAAAAAAUUGCAAAAAAAAAGUUUCAAAAAAUAAACAAAAAUUACAGUAUUUAAAAUAAAAUAAUAAAAAAAGGAUAAAGAAAACAAAUAUUAUAAAUGAAUAAAAAUAUUAGAAAAAUAAAAGAAAAUAUUCAAAACGAAAAUAGCCCGCUUCCACAAAAUUAUUUAAACAAAUAUAUAUAAAAUAAUUAAAAAAAAAAUAAUAUUGAAAAUACCUACAUAUUUAAAAAGAGUAUAUUAAAAACAAGUGUUAAAAAAGUGUCUAAUAAAAUUCCUGAAAAGUGUCUAACCCGCCUGCAACUAUGAUCACUGUAUUUAAAAGAAUAUUUCUUUAAAUAAAUAAAAAAAAUAAAUACAAACCGAAAAGAUAUUUUUCAAAGAAAAAAAUAAUUUCAAUACUUUUGAAGUUUUGUUUCAACACUCAUUCUCUCAUGUCACAUGGAAUAACAUUUAGUCGAGCCCCUUCACAAACCGAAAAAAGGAUACAUAAAAGGAUAUACUCAGUGUACUAGAAAAUUUGGGGCGUUACCAAGUUUUUGUUAGUUCGAAAAGUGUUAAAUUUUAAAAAUUAAAGUUAUUAAAAAUUUCUGCGGAAAAUUUAAAAAUUUCGCAACGUUUCAACAAUAAUACAAAGUCGUCACAGUUGCCGUAAAAACCACUGCUACUGCUGCCGUCGUCGUCGCCACAACCGCCACCGUCGCUGUCAUUCCAACCCGUCAAAAUCAUCCAAAACAACAUCCUGCCGCCGCACUGCCAAAUAAGCAUCGUUGGAACCAAACCUCGUGAUAUCGCAAAAGACGCACAUGGGCGUCUGUACCGAAGAGCGCCCUGUGAUGCAUUGGCAGCAGAGCGCAAGAUUUCUUGGGCCAGGUGCAAGGGAAAAAAGUCCAACACCACCUGUAGCACAUCAAGGAAAUGCUGCACAUUGCGGCAGUGCUGCAGGUGCAAAUAACAGUAGUAAUAACAAUAACAACAACAAUAAUAAUAACAACAACAAUAACAACAACAACAGUAGUAGUAAUAGUCAUAGCAAUCAAUUCAUAUUCCGAACAUCAGCCUGCUCAACAUGUCCCGAUAUCUGUGAACACAGUACAAAGCCGUUCAGUGCAGCGGCGGCCGCCUAUUCAGUUGCAUUUAGAAGCUAUGAAACAGCCGAACAGGCCACCUUCGAUGACAGCUCCAUCAAAUACGCCAUCAGUCGAGGCCAAACGGAGUGUCCGGACGAUCUCAACGAUGAGACCAAUUCCGGUAUAUCCUUCAAAACGGAACCCUAUGGACCACCCAGUAGUCCCGAGUCGGCGACUGAGACAAAACCAAAUUGCAGUCCACCCUGUGCCGGGUGUGGGCGUUUGAUACAGGAUCGUUUCUACCUCUCUGCUGUGGACAAACGGUGGCAUGCCAGUUGCCUGCAAUGCUAUGCAUGUCGACAACCCCUCGACCGGGAAUCUUCGUGUUAUUCGCGCGACGGUAAUAUUUACUGCAAAAGCGAUUAUUAUAGUGUUUUUGGUACACGACGCUGUUCCCGCUGCCUGGCAUCAAUUGGAGCCUCCGAGCUGGUAAUGCGAGCGCGAAAUUUAGUAUUUCAUGUGACCUGUUUUUGUUGUGUGGUCUGCCAGAGUCCCCUAACAAAAGGUGAUCAGUAUGGGAUAAUAGAUGCUCUCAUCUAUUGUAGAACCCACUACACCAUGGCCCGCGAAGGUGACACCGCCUCGACCAGCCUCGGUCCGGCCGUGGUGCCCGGUGUGGGCGGUGCCAGCAGCUAUCCGUACACAAGUCAAUUUGGUUCGCCACCGAAUGAUUCGUCGAGUCCCCACUCGGAUCCGACACGCAUUGUUCCUAGCAGUAUAUUUGCCUCCGCCUCUCACGUCAUGACCGGUCUUCCACAGCCGCCCCGGCAAAAGGGCCGGCCCCGCAAACACGAAACGUUUGUCCUAACCAAAGCCCAUUUUCUCCAAACAGAUUUAAACACUGAGUAUUUGGACUUUGGACGCGGUUCGCACAUGAGUGCCUCGUCGCGUACAAAACGGAUGCGAACGUCCUUCAAACACCAUCAGCUGAGGACCAUGAAAUCGUACUUUGCCAUAAAUCACAAUCCCGAUGCCAAGGAUCUGAAGCAGUUGUCACAGAAGACAGGUUUACCAAAGAGAGUAUUACAGGUGUGGUUCCAAAAUGCCCGUGCCAAAUGGCGUCGCAUGAUGAUGAAACAAGAUGGCUCCGGCAUGCUGGAAAAGGGCGAUGGCACCCUGGAUCUGGACAGCAUAUCCGUGCACAGUCCCACCUCCUUCAUGAUGGGCGGCGGUCAGAGUCCAACGCCGCAUGGCAUGGAUUAGUAUACGUAGUAGUUGUUUGUACUCUCUGGAUUCUGUGACCUCACCACCUCAAUGAGCAUUAUGGAACUCUGUAAUCAGAAGAGCAGUAACAACAACAUCCACAAUGAAUUAUAACAUCAUCCUUCUCAUGAUCUGCAAAGGAACCUUUUUUCCACAUAGAUUUAACGGCAGGGACACAUAAAUCUAUUCAACAUCCAUAUUCACCCAUACACCCACACACGCAUCCUUAGAGAUCAAACACCUCUAAAACCAUUCCUCUAAUCGGAGGAGAUUGGAGGCACAACAACGUGAUAGCAGAAUGAGUACAUGCGACCAGUAAUCUUUUACUACUGUCUCCAAAUUUCAUUAUACAUCGGGAACUUUUCAAGUAUCCAUGAAAAACUCUCUCACACAUACACGCAGUCAUACAUUUGUAUGUAUUGGAAAAUACUCCAAAUACCCAAACAUUUGCAAAUAUGAAAUAUUUAAAUGUAGAAAAAAAAAAAACAAUCGAGCAGGCUUUAUGUAGAAUUUUAUUUGUGAAUUUUAAUUUAUUUUGUCGUAGUGCAUGUUCGAUAAAAGGUUUCCACAAUGUUUGUGGAGGAGGAGAAAUAAUUCGUUUGGAGCAAAAGGGAUAUAUGUAUUUAUCUUAAAAUAAUGCGAGGGAAAAAUAUAAAUUUGGAAAAAAACAAGUUCAAAGUUUUCCCUGAAUUCUAGUGUAUUGCGCUAGAACUUGCAUUUUUAUGCGCCUUCGGUUGAUAAAGAUAUGGGGAAGAGGUGUGCAGUUGGAAUACCACCAAUGGGAUAGACGAGCCUCAUUGUGUCUUCACAACACAUACUUCACUUUCAAUGGCCUUCCCAAGAAAAAAAACCUGUUAAUACGACGCAAACCUCAGCCAGGACGAACUUCAUAUUUCCUUCACCUGAAUAAUAUCCAAACCUGCUCGAAAAAUUUGCCAAGAGUUCAAAAUAAGUAUAUGUAUGUAAAUAACCCAAAAUAACACUGUGUGGAUUUUUGGUCAUUUCGUAAGUUAUGAGAAAUUUAAGCCUACCCCACAAGGGAUAGGCCAAUAUCUAUCAUCUUCACGCCAUAUCUUGUGUUAGUAGAAAUAUUGGAAUGCAUGGAAUUUUAAUAGAGUCGGAUGCUUAUUUCAUAUUUUAUGAGAUCUAUAAUUAUUCAAAAUGUUGACCCGUUGUGGGGGAGGUACCAAAAGGAGUGGUCCACAUUCACACCAAAUCUUAUGUUAAUAGAAAUAUUGAGAUGAGUGAAGUUUGAAAAAAAUCGGAAGCUUAUUUCGUAUUCUUAGGUCGUUUUGUUAUUUAAAAUUUAAUCCCUCUGUUGGGGAGGUACCAGAAGGAAUAGAUCUAUUUAUCGCAUCUUCAUACCAGAUUUUGUGUUGUUGGAAAUAAUGAGACGUGUGAAGUUUGAAGAGAACCGGACGCUUAUUUCGGAUUUUAUGCUCGUUUUGUUUAUUCAAAAUUUUGACACUGGAGACGGUACCAGAAGGAAUAGUCCCAUCUCUACCAUCUUUGUAACAGAUCUUGUGUUGAUAGAAAUAUUGAGAUGUGCCAUGUCUAAAUGGAAUCGGAUGUUAAUUUCCCUUUUAUGAGCUUCGUAGGUAUUAAAAAUUUUGACCCUUUGUGGCGGAGAUACCAGAUGGAGUGGAUUGAUAUAUGCCAUCUUCACAGAAGACCUUGUGUUAAUAUAAAUAAUAGGAUGUUUGAAAAAUGAAGAUAACCAGCUGCUUAUUUCAUUUUUUAAGAUCGUUUUGGUUAAUCAAAACGUUGACCCCUUGUGGGGUAGGUACCAGAAGAAACGGUCCGAUCUCUAUCGUCUUUAUAACAGAUCUUUUCUUGAUAGAAAUAUUGAGAUGUUCCAAGUCCGAAUGGAAUCGGAUGUUAAUUUUGCGUUUUAUGAGCUCCAUGGGUAUACAACAUUUUGACCCUUUGUGGUAGAGGUGCCAGAAGGAAUGAAUCGAUAUAUCCUAUUUUCAUAGCAGAUCUUGUGUUAGUCAAAAUAAUUGCCUAUGUGAAAUAUGAAAAAAACCUGAUGCUUAUUUCGGAUUUUAAAAUCGUUUUUGUUAUUCAAAAUUUUGAUCCUUUGUGGGUGAGAUACCAAAUGAAGUGGACCAACAUAUUCCAUCUUCACACCAGACCUUGAGUUAAUAUAAAUAUUGUGAUGUGUGUAAUUUGAAGGCAAUCGGACUCUCACAUGACAUUUUAUAACAGUUAUGUUUAUUUAAAAUAUUGAUGGUUUGCGGGGCAGGUAGUUGGUGGAGUGGACCGAUAUUGUCUAUUUUCUCACCUGACCUAGCACUGAUGCAAAUAUUAGGAUUAGCAAAGUUGGAGCAAAAUCGGAUUAUCCUUUCUCUUUCUGAAAAUAUUACGAUGUACCAAGUUUGGACCAAAUCGGAAAAUCCCUUCGAGAAUUACUGUGCGCAGCAGCCACACGGACAUCACUAGAUCGACUCCAAAUGUCUUGAAGCGGAUUUAGUCCAAAGAGACCAAGCCAUAUGGCUAGGGGUAUAAUAGAAAUCACUGACACAUAAACUCCAAACUACUUCUUCAUGGACAAAAUCGCCAAGGACCAAUUUCAUUUAUAAUUAUAGCUUCAGCCAUUUGGUUACACAGGGUAUAUAUCAUCCGAUACGUGCCUAAUCGAAGUGACGGUUUUUGGAACAGGUCUCUUUAGACGAAAUCUAUUUCAGAAAAUUUGUAGACGACCUAGCGGUUUCCGUCUGGCUGGUGCUCACGGAAAAUCUCAUGGAAUAGGAAAGCAUCAUCCGACUUUUCAAUAUUUGUAUCCUCCAUAGACUUAAUGUCAAUAUAGGGUAUAUCGGUCCAUUUCUUCUGGUACCUCCCCAAGCAGGAUUAAUAUAUUGAACAAUUAUAACUUUCAUAAAAUGCUAAAUAAUAAUACGCCCAUAUAUCUUUUAACUUCGAGCGAAUGUGGAACUUAUCGGCACACUCCAGCCGGUAUCCUCCCCAGAAGGGGUCAAUAUUUUUUAUAACUGUAACUCUCAGGGAAUGGGAUAAUAUGUCCCAUUCGGGUUAGGACAAUGUUUAAAAGAAAUGUUUAUAACCUCCACCAUAACAUUGGAGGCUCCAUAUAGGUCCACAAUUUGUUAUAGCCCCUAAAUAACGGUACCGCCACAUUUAUGGGAUUUUGAGCAUUUGAAUCAUAUUACAGAUCAUAGUAGAAUUAAUCCUUGCAAGGAACUGUCCACAAAGGUCAAAGUUUUAGUAUAGUCCUCACAUAAGUGUACCUCCGAAUGUUCGGUAUUUUGAUUAUUUUUGUACCAUUGUUCACCAUAAUUAUGGCAAAAUUUUCAUUUGGAGUUGUUAAUGGAAACUACAUCCUAAGAUAGAAAAUUACUUAUGCAGGUACACGUCUUCAUCCACCUAACGAUACUUCCCAAUAUUCGGUACAAAUUUUGGUGAUUUCAGCCACAUUGCUCGACGGAAUUUUUGUAAAGUUGGUAUUCGGUACUAUCUUCGCUGGUAAAAAGUUCUUCUUUUCUACGUUUUCGCACCGCCUCCAAAUAUUCGUUAUUUCUAGGAUUUGCGUCACUUUUAUAAAGGAAUCGUUUCAAAUUUUAGUAUUUUGAGUUUGUGACCUUCUAAAGGUACCUCUCGAUACUCAUUAUUUUGAUGAAUUUAGUCAUAUAUUUUAACGGAAUGGAAUGGAACUUGGAGUUCACAAGAGGUAUCUCCUCCUGUGAACUCCAAUACCAACUUCAACCUCGGCAGUAAUUUGUAUGUCCGAUAUCUUAGAAACUAACACAUCGAUAAGGUUAUUUUCUCUCCUCGAAAAUGCAAUUGAAUUAUUUCUCCUCCAUCGUAAUAUCUUGGAAAUCUUAUAAACCCAUAGUUUUGCAAUCCCAACAUGUCCUGGAAUAUUAUGGGGGAAAAUGAAAAAAGUGUGCGUUUUUAAGUUCUUUGUCUAGUCAAAAUUGAAAAUAAAAAUUAUUUGAAAAAUGCUAGGGUAUUUC
This is a messenger RNA of Musca domestica (house fly), 7236 nucleotides long. Its product is annotated as protein apterous. Gene Ontology annotation, cellular component: nucleus. The record is from RefSeq and is a predicted model, not a curated record. Gene Ontology annotation, molecular function: DNA-binding transcription factor activity, RNA polymerase II-specific; RNA polymerase II transcription regulatory region sequence-specific DNA binding. The transcript is spliced from 9 exons. Lineage: Eukaryota; Metazoa; Arthropoda; Insecta; Diptera; Muscidae. Gene Ontology annotation, biological process: neuron differentiation; regulation of transcription by RNA polymerase II. The coding region runs from base 1739 to 3265 and encodes 508 amino acids.